Messenger RNA from Nematostella vectensis (starlet sea anemone), 2249 nucleotides. RefSeq lists its product as uncharacterized. The transcript has 8 exons. Lineage: Eukaryota; Metazoa; Cnidaria; Anthozoa; Actiniaria; Edwardsiidae. The record is from RefSeq and is a predicted model, not a curated record. Bases 917 to 1873 code for a protein of 318 amino acids. Gene Ontology annotation, molecular function: oligosaccharide binding.
GUUGAUUGCCCCUACUUAUGAGCCCCUGAUUCUGCUUAUAGUUGUAUUAUAUGUUUUAUCUGAUAUCUUAUUCCAUUCUUCGCAAACUGAAUUCCACAAUAAAUAGAAUAUACAAAUAGUGCGUUAAGGGUGAGAAAAUUGACAACCAGUGAUAGACUCAAAACACAACAAAACAAAGCGAAAUGCAUAAUUGUACAUGUACUGGCUUUGAACAUACGCGGCAAAGAUGAGUGAGAAAAAAAUGAAUAAAAUCACGAAAAACGUGUCCAUUUUUGUUCGUACGUUACCCGAAAGAGGGGAGGGGACAAAAACACACAGCUAUUUGACCUUUGUUCUAUGAUAAAAAAUAACAAUAUUAGGAUGGUAAGCCUGUGGUAAAAUACUUUUCUCCUGUGAACGUGAAACAGAAAGGUAAUACAUAGAGGAAUAAAUAUACUUCAACUCAUAAAGAUACUGCUGGCGGGGCAAGAAGUCUUAAUUGUUUUUAUUUACGUGAGGCACUGCGGGUGGAUACGGAUUCUCCGAGUGCAACCUUAUUUGAAAGUCAAAAUAUGCUGUUUGCAAAAGCUUUGGCGAAUAUUUCCGUUGCCAGAGUGACUCCCCCUUUAUAAUCUAAUCUCUCUGUGUCCACUGCAAGAGUUCGUAAACACCAACAGUGUAAUGUGAAAGUAUUUUGAACAUUGACUGUUAUUGGCACAUCUGGCGCAUUGGCGUAAUCCUCAACAGCCAAUCACAGUGAGUGUGAGAACAAAGGGAUCUAUUAAUACACAAUAUGACCCUGCUGUACAGUGAAUUGGCGUGAGAACUUGCCAUUAUUGUAGCCAUCUGUCUUUCUAUUGGAAUGAUCUGAGAAGUCAUCGCAAAAACAAGCUUUUAUUCCAGCCUGUUUACGGCAGAUAGGUUUAUAAAAGCUAAGAUGCACAAACUUCUGGUAAACCUGGUACUUUUUCACUUGUCAGUGAUCGCUAAGGCUGAUAAAUGUGAUCAGAAACAGUUGACCCAAUAUGGCUUUUAUUUGAAGAACCACAAAUACGACGCGAAAAAGGUUAACAAUCUUCUGGAGUGUUUGAAGCUCUGUAACACUGAUCCGAAGUGUAUAACCAUCAACUUCAGCUUGUUUGACAAGGAAUGCGAGUUGAAUGAUGAUAGUGGAAUAGAAUGGGACUUGGUGAAGCUACCACACUCAAUCCACGGCAUUCUCAAAAAGAAAGCGUCUUCGUGCUACCAACUGAAGAAAUCCAACCCUCUUUUGAAGUCCGGUUAUUAUGACGUCAUCGUCAAAGGAAAAAAGAGGAAUGUGUACUGUGACAUGGACAACUUUGGUGGUGGAUGGAGUCUGGUGGUGUCAAUCAGUAAAUCAAGCCACGCCCAUUUGCAAAGCUCCGAGAUAGAUUGCCAAGACGUUUUAAAGUGUGUGCCAUUUCCUGAAUCUCCCUUCCCGGCCAAGAAGCUUUCAGAUGAGGACAUCCGAGCAUUGGCGAGUGACGGUGAAGGAACCUUUCGUGUUGAUGUUGUUAACGGGCCAGCGACCAACAAUUUUUCAAUUUUCUAUCAGAUUCCUUCUGGAGCUCAAAACUUUAACUCCUCCUGCAGUGGGGCUACAUGCAUGGGAACUGGUUGUGUUGGCGCGGAAUGCCCACGAAUAAUCAUUUCAUACUCGCAACCUUAUGUGUGGGAGUCGAAUUGCAAGGGAACCGACGUUGGAUAUUUAAUCGCUACCCCAAACCAUAAAGUUUUCGAUGGUCACGACAAUUCUGAAUGUGGCUCUUCCUGGUAUUCUUCUAAAUUUACACUUUAUGGUGUGCGCGCCCUUUAUGGCUACAUCACGCCUGGCAUCUUCGAAGAAAGAGAAGGUGUCCUGUUCGUAAAGUGACGGAACACAGUUAGACUAAAGACUGGCUAAGAGUGGGGUCUACUAAAAUAUCAUAUAUAUAUAUCGCUUAAGCUCCCGAACCAAAAUACCCCAGGUUCCACACUAAAUAGCGCAUAAGCAAUCUCGAAAUAGAGAAGGAAGUGUCACACCUUAUAAACAAGUUCAUGAAAGGUCAAAUUCUGUCCCAGCACUGUAGAGGUAGAGUUCAACUUUGUUGUGCAGAGCAGGAAACUCUUAGCAGAUCUUUUUUUUCGAAAACCGAAAUCGUCGCUCGUGGGGGGGGGGGGGGGGAUUUCUCAUCUUUUGUCACUCGAAUCCAUAAGAUAGCGGCCAUGAGCUACGAUUUCGGGUUUUCUAGGGUUUUUCUCGCCGAAAU